AUGUCUUCACGCGCCUCCGCCAAGUCACCCACUCCGGGAAGCUCUUCUUCCUCCAAACAGCCUGUCAAGAGCCUGGCUGAGGAACUCGAGGGAGCUCCGAUGGCAGUGGACUCGGACGACGAAGUCACCCUCAAAAAGGAAACCUACGACAAGCUUCGAGCCCGAGUCAAGAAAGGAGACGACGACAUUGCUAAGGUCCAGGCCAUGUACAACGAAACCGCCAACGAACUCCAGGGCCUCAAACAGAUGAUCCAGGAGCUCGGCAACGGACCCCAGAGACUUACGGACCUCGAAAACGGAAUCGCUCGCCUAGGAGGACAAGGCAGCAACCCUCUCAUACAGGAACUACAAAACGAAGUCAACACCCUUCGGGCUGCUGCCAACAUCGUCACUACCCCCACUGGGGGACGACAGAAACUCAAGCUCAGUGCCCCUAUCACCUACGACGGCACCCCUGGACAACUCAAGUCAUUCCUGAUCCAAGUCAAGAACUACCAAAACUUCCACCAUGGAGACUUCACCAGUCAAACCGAGAAAGUCGUCCAUGCCGCCACUUACCUACGAGGACGAGCCCUCAAAUGGUUUGAACCCAUCCAGGAAGAAUUCCUCAAGUACGAAACCCUGGACGAGUGCUCCACCGAGACCCGAGACAUCUACAGCAGUUUUCAGGGAUUCGAAGAUGCCCUACGAUCUCUCUUCCAGGACCCCGAUGAAAAGCGACAAGCUGAAAGAGAUCUCGCACAACUGCGACAGACUAAGUCAACCAAGGAGUACGCCGCCAUGUUCAGACAGCUCAGCAUUCAGCUCGACCUCACCGAGGAAACCAAGAUCUUCAUGUUCUAUCAGGGACUUAAAGACGAAGUCAAGGACGAAAUCGUCAAGAUCGAUCGCCCCGAAGACUUCCUUCAGUAUGCCGACCUCGCAAUCAAGAUCGACAACAGGCUAUUCGAACGACGCAAAGAAAAGGGCGAAAAACGACAAGGACCCAACACGGGACGCAAGUACCAGUGGCAACCCCAGCACAAGUUCAACAACCAGCGGAACGACAACAGACCCCGCAGCAACUGGAACAACAAUCGACAAAGCACCGCUUACGGACAACACAGCGGACCCAUGGAUCUCAGCAUGAUGACUAAACCCAACGACAGGAAGCCUUGGAACCCCAAGUGCUACAACUGCAACAAGCAAGGCCACAUCGCCAAAGACUGCAGACAACCCAAGAAACUUCCCUGGAAACCAGUAGCCGAACGACCUCGACAAGUCAACACGAUUGCAAAAGCCUCACAUGCAUCCCAAUCUUGGACCGGAUGCUACGACGAUGACUGCCGAAUCCACCUCGAAGACAAAGAAAUGUCAGGACACUACCCAAGGGACAGCAACCCUGGACGAUCCGGAUACGACAUGAGUGCCCCGGAUACUCGCCCCAGAACCCUGGCAAUGAUGCAUUCCAGCAACAGCAGAGUCGCCAGAAAGCCAGUUGAACAACUCAACGAGAUGCUACGAAUCCAGCGACUAGAACCAAUCACCUCACAUGAAGAUACCCGACAAACGCGUCUACGCCAACAAGAAUCAGAGGAAGAACCAGAACAUCAGCAUGAUCCUCUGACAGAACAACAACUUCUCAGUAUGACCAGCAACUGGACUUUUGGAGAAGGCGAAAGCUCAUCCUAUGACUCGGACGAACCUCGCGAUGUUGCCCGACAACGUGCUCAGACAGAGAUCACCUAUGGGUUCACCCCCAGUGUGGACGACUCUAGCUCUGAAGAGGAACCUGACGACCAGGAAGACAGAAUCCAGCAACUCCUGAAGUACCAGGAAAUCGACAUGCUUCAAGACGAGCAACAACGCCACUUUUAUGGCACCUCAGCAACCCAACGAGACCGGGACUACACCCCUCAGAUACGCACGGAAGACCAUCCCGCACUAAGAAGCAACCACCGACUUCACCGAACCCUCUUCUGGUCCCAAUGUUUCCACGACAAAUGCAAAGAACACAUGGGAGAAAAGCACGACUACCAAUUCUACCCCAGAAGACAUAACGACGAGCCCAUCCGCGAGAUUUACUCGACAUCCGCCAUGAUCGGAUGGACCAUGGUACUGUUCGAAGACCACCUCGCAGUCUUCAGACCCAGCCCCCAGUUUCCUAUGAGAUGCCAACAUGACCACAACAUGAAGUGGGACGAACGCCAACAAGACGAGUGCCAAGUACACUACCAAGAAAAAGCACGCGCAUGGAGAGUCAUGAAGAACGGACCAAGACCCCCGCAGAUCAAGAUCCGCGAGAACAGCCUCACGAAGGCACGACGAGAAGGAAAGCAAAUUACCUACCCAGGACACUCAGGGCAGUCAAAAAACUAG
Molecule: messenger RNA, 2358 nt
Organism: Colletotrichum aenigma
Lineage: Eukaryota; Fungi; Ascomycota; Sordariomycetes; Glomerellales; Glomerellaceae
Product: Retrotransposon-derived protein PEG10
Exons: 1
Coding region: 1-2358 (785 amino acids)
Molecular function (GO): nucleic acid binding; zinc ion binding
Source: RefSeq, a predicted model, not a curated record